Physella acuta is the source of this 6190-nucleotide messenger RNA. RefSeq names its product carboxypeptidase N subunit 2. Gene Ontology annotation, molecular function: protein binding. Gene Ontology annotation, cellular component: plasma membrane. Lineage: Eukaryota; Metazoa; Mollusca; Gastropoda; Physidae. The record is from RefSeq and is a predicted model, not a curated record.
UAAAUCUAGACUUGGUCUCGAAUCUGGAUCUAGAUCUAUAUUAGAUCUAGUUGUAAGUCUUUUGGUCAUGCCAGUGUCAGGUACCAUGUCAGAAUUUUAACUUGUAAAAAGUUGUAAGCCAAGAGGAAGAUAAUCCCAUCACUCAUGUUGCGGAGAAGAAAAGCACCUUCAAGAAAGAUCAGUGCUGCCUUGUUGGUGAGAAGAGACAGUGCAGCUGUAGUGUUGGUCCUGGUGGGCCUGCUGGCACCCUGGCAGUCACACGCUCAGGGAUGUCCCCCUUCUUGCGCCUGCUCCUUACCCCCGGUGGACGUCAAAUGCAAAGAUGGACAAGUGCUGGACAUUUUCACACGGAUGAAGCCAGACCUGGUGACCUUGACCCUGGAUAGCAUAACCAGCCUGCAGAGAUUGGAUGCAGCCCGCAUGUCUGACAUGCACACAAAUGGAACCACUCUGAUAGAAAUGACCAUAGUUUCCUGUUCUGUAAAGGACAUUGGGGCGGAAGCUUUCCACAAAUUCCCUAACCUGGAGUACCUCGACCUGAGCCAGAACGAGGUGACCACCAUCAACCCCAGCGCCUUCUCCAGCCUGGGGCACCUGCUGUACCUCAACCUGUCCCACAACCAGCUCUCCAGGCUGGACGGCAUCUUCACCCCCCUGGGGCAGCUUCGUAGUCUGGACCUCAACACUAACUUCUUGAAGGAGCUAUCAGCCAAUGUGUUCAGUACCCAGAACUCCCUGACAUCACUCAGGCUUGACCGCAACCCCCUGAGAAGUUUAUCUGGCGACUCCUUCAAGGGCCUGAACAAGCUGAAGGAGCUGCGUGCCAGGGACUGUAGCCUGGUGCAGGUUGACCCAGAUGUCUUCCACUCCAUGGUGCUGCUCUCUCUCAUAGAUCUAGGUCACAACCGCUUGAGCUCCCUCCCCUCCCCUGACGCCCUGUCUAAGCUCAUGUACCUGAAGGUCAUUUACCUGGACAACAACGAGAUCCAGGUCAUCCCGGAGAAAAGUUUUCCAGAAACCCACCUCCAGACCCUGGACCUUUCAUACAACCGCAUCAGCAAAAUUGAUGCCUCGGCCUUGGUCGCAGCUUCUAUCAGGACCGUUGACCUCUCGUUUAAUUUGAUUUUAAAGAUAGAAGAAGGCACGCUGAAACCUUUGGCUGGAGAGUUGGAGAACCUGAACUUGGCUGGCAACCCACUCAGACAUCUACUCCCCGGCACAUUUUCAGACUUGAAACAAAUGAGAAUUUUAAAUUUAUCAGGGUGCUCCCUACUGGAGGUACGGUUUGAUGCCUUCAAUAGUCUGACUGAGUUGAAAGAGUUGGACUUGUCCCAAAAUACCCUCCAUUACCUGCCGGAGGACCUGUUUAGUGUGUUGAAUGUGCUGAAGAAGCUUUACCUGCAGUCCAACCAGUGGGUGUGUGACUGUAAAAUAAAAUACUUGAGGGACUGGCUGACAAAAGCCAGCAGCCUAGAGAAACUCAGCUGCACAUCUAGCAGCCAACAAGACUGCCAGCAGUUCCACUGUGUGGCGCCAACGUUACCCAACGUUCAAAUCUCAGAGUUGAAAGACACUGACCUGCUAGUAUGCCAACAGGCCAGCUCCUCCGCUUUACCUGCAAGCACUCAAGGCGCCAUAGUUGCUUCGUGCAUGGGUUUCGCCAUCGUCCUGCUGAUCAUCAGCAUCUACAUCUGGCGCCGGGAGAAGACGGGCCACCAGCUGAAGAAGAUGUGCACCACGUCAGAAGCAGAAAGCUCACACGUCAUAGACGAGGACUCCAAGGUCCCGCCCCUCCCCAACUGUGAUAGAAACUCUCUGACCCACUCUGACCACAACUUUGUGUUCCGCCACUACUUUGACCACCUGGUCACUGACCCUGAGGAGAUGGACACAACUGAAGACGAGGAAGUGCCGGAGGCCGAGCCACUCAAGCAGAAAGACAGCUUGUACUCAUCUCAGCCUUCCCUCUACAGUAACCAUAGCGACGCUGCCUACGGCAUGGAGUCUACAGUUUGACGGCAUUUCAUUUCAUAGCACACCUGCAAUUCCCCUGCCUUGAUGCUUUCUCCUGGCUAUUAUUAUACAUUGAUUAUUGAGAAAUUAUGCUCGAUACAUCAGCUCCUGCACAAACUUCACUCAUGUCUGUCCUAGUAUAGGGACACUUCAGCACAACUUCAUACUUACAAUGCCAAUAUAAGUCUGUUUGACUUCAGCUAACAUGAUUUUUUUUUAAAGAAAAUAUCUUAAUUAGCAUAAUCCUGCUAAAUACCUCACACGACCUGUCUACAGAAAAAACUGUCUGAACCUCUGUAUUGCCACCCCAUGUUUCUAGUUCUAGCAGACACAACCGUCUUGGGUGCCAAAGUUAUUCUGACAAGCAAUAAUGACCUUGAACUAUCCUCAAUGAUGCCAUAACUGCUGACCUUUUUUUCUCUGAUGUUUGGAGGUGGUGAUGUAAAAGCUUUAAAUUUGUCCAAUGUUUUGUUGUACAGUUGUACAUAGGUGUCAGGCAGUAGACCCACCCAGCACUAGCUGUGUGUAGGUAGUGUGUCAGUCCAUUAAGUCAUGCAAUUGUUUGUGACGGAUGUAGUGGAUGAUACUUUGAUCAGUGGCAUUCAUUAAAUACUGGAGUAGUUCAGCAAGUGUAUGUGUCUCUAGAUAAGAAGUAACUUAGUUCAUAGGAAUGGCAGUAGUUGUAAUUUACCAAAAUUUGUAUGUUGUAGUUGUAUCAAGGGUCAUGUUGUAAUUUACCAAACUUUGUGUGUUGUGAUUUGUUUGAUGGAUUUGGUAAAAAGAUUUGUUCCUACAAUUUUGGUGUUCCUGUUUGAAAGAAGUUUACACCAUGUGACCCCCUCUUUAGCCAAUGAGCACACUAUGCUCAAGCUAUGGUUGUAUUGUUUUAUACAAACAUUUCCACUUCCCACCCCCAGGACCUUGGUCGAAAUGGUUAGGGAAAAUGUGCACCCAUUUCUAGCAUCCUGUUUUGUUUUUUGUGAAAGCCAGUUCCAUUUCUGCUACAAUUAAGUUUUUUGUGUGUGGCAUUCGGGGUAUAGAAUCUCAUAAAAUCUUUUAGAGGCCAAACAUUCAGAAAGAUUUCUUCUGGUUACUAUGCCAUGCAUGGUCUUCUGGUAUUGUUUGCCCCUAGACAUUCCAGUUCAAAGCCCCUUGGCUCAUUUUAAUUAUUUUUUUUUGGCUGCUUCUUUCAUUCCCAUGCAUUGUUUUAGAGUUAUUUACCCCUACACAUUCCUAUUCUAGAAGAUUUUGUUGUGUUUUAUUUUAAUAUUAUUUUAAUGGAAUUUGAUAUCCCUGAAAUGUAUUUAAGUUUAGCUUGUUUCCACCAUACUUAAUUGAUCUGGCUACCAGUCCCUGAGAAACAUUUCUCACCAAAUUACACUUGUAGCUUUUUAAUGAAAGUACAAAAAAAUUAUCAGCCCGGGAAAUCAGUUCUUGGUUUGUAUAUGUAAUUUAAAAUAGCUUCAGCUUGGGUGAAAGUAAUUAUUUAAAAUAGGCUCAGCUUGGGUGAAAGUAAUUGUUUCGCGUAAGUUUAGUUCUUCCCUGUAGUCUCUCAGUGAAAUCUUUCAAAUUGUUUUGUAAAAUGUAGAUGCCCUUGCUUUCCUCUUUAAGAGAUAUUACAAGUUUACAGUGUUUGUACUGAUUCUUUAGCAACUAGACUUGUAGAAACACUCCCUGCCAUAUACAUUUUUUUACAUAAUUAUACAAUUUUUUUCAAGUAUUUUAAAUUGUAAGAUGGUAUGUCUCAGCUCAAUUUUGUUUCUUGCAUGCUUAUUUAUUUUAAAUUGUACCAUAAUUAUUUGGAUGUGGUUAUGUUGUGUAUGAAGAGAUUCUUCUUUAAGUGUACUUUGAUAUUGUACCAGUAACAGUGGAUGUCAACAUACACUUGUACCCCUGACUUUCUGGUCAGGUUAAUUUAUUGUACAUAGCUGUAGAACACUAGCUCAACUUUUAAAAAAAAUUCUUUACAUUCCAUGACUCAUCUUUGUAGUUCUGAAUUUAUGUUAAAAAUCAUUCCUUUGCCAUUGUUUUAUAUUUUUUAAUUUUUUUUUAUACAGAAGAGUUCUUUAUUUACUUCAGACAUGGCCAGAUUUUUUUGUUAGUGAAACCAAAUGUAAUUUCUUAUUUAUUUUUUUUAUUAAUUACAACAUGAAUUUGUUUUAGAGGUAAUACUUUACAGCUGUUUACAAGAUGAAAGAAACAUUUCUGUUGGUCUUUAAAAGAGUUGUGUACCUUGUUGGAUACAGAAAUACUUUGGUUGUUUUAUUCUGGUCCAGCUGUACUUCAGGUGGUUUUUUAUACAUAGUUUUUAUUGAUGGGCCUUAGCUAGGUUGUACUGACUGAACUGUACAUUUUAUUUAAUAUAACAUAUUUAGCAUGGUGUUUAACAUCAUGUUUAACAUAGAAUGUUUAACACAUGAUGAAUAACAGUUGGUGUACCACAUGAUGGUACUGUCUGUAAUAUGCAAUAUUUUCUCAACCCUGAUGUAACCCUGCCAUCAGGUUAUGUUACCCACUGGUCCUGUAAUGUCCUGGUCCUUCAUGGCGCCAGGUCCCCUGAUGUCCCCUAUACCCCUGUGUAGUUAGCUUAGGUCUGCCCAUGCUUACAAGUAGCUGGGGUCAGACGUUCAACUUUAGAUAGUCAGAUGCCAUUACCUAAUUCUAGGCGAUGCCCCUUCCUUAUAAGAUGCGAGACCUUAUAUGAGGCCCUUACUAUUUUUGGAUUAAGGCCCUUACUUUUUUUGGAUUAAGGCCCUUACUUUAUAAGGUGUGAGACUUUUAUCUUACAUGGCAUGGCUCCUUUGAUGUAUGUUGUGGCAUCUGUAAACAGAACAAAACUAACAAUAUGAAUCUUUACUAACCCUUAAUAAGCCAUAGAACUUUAUAUACAAAUCUGCACCAUUAGUGCUUUUUAUAAAUCUACAUCCCAGAAUGCACGUUUUUUACCAUUUUUUAAAUAACCAUCAUGUAUUUUUUAUGUAAUCAAAGAAAAGUAUAUAGAUGAGUGUCAGUCAUAUCUGUAUUUGUCAGUGAUGUCAGUCAUAUCUGUAUUUGUCAGUGAUGUCAGUCAUAUCUUGUAGUCUGUUAUCUGUCAGUGUUUGAGUGACUCAGUAACAGCUUGUACUGUUGUUUAUCUUGCACUCUAGUGCCAGAAUGAGGCCAGUGACCUACUUAUCUAGGCCAGUAAAUGAAGAUUUAUAAAUCCUAACUUUUGCCAUCACCAUUCCACUUGGUUGGUGAAUAAAUUAGCCUGCAGCCACACCACUCAACUGCUAGCCACACCACUCUACUCCAACUACAUUGUGACUGUCCACUCUACUCCACCUACAUUGUGGCAUUCCACUCUACUCCACCUACAUUGUGGCAUUCCACUCUACUCCACCUACAUUGUGGCUGUCUGCUCUACUCCACCUACAUUGUGGCUGUCCACUCUUCAUUGUGGCUGUCCACUCUACUCCACCUACAUUGUGGCUGUCCACUCUACUCCACCUACAUUGUGGCUGUCCACUCUACUCCAUCUACAUUGUGGCUGUCCACUCUACUCCACCUACAUUGUGGCUGUCCACUUUACUCCACCUACAUUGUGGCUGUCUGCUCUACUCCACCUACAUUGUGGCUGUCCACUCUUCAUUGUGGCUGUCCACUCUACUCCACCUACAUUGUGGCUGUCCACUCGACUCCAUCUACAUUGUGGCUGUCCACUCUACUCCACCUACAUUGUGGCUGUCCACUCUACUCCACCUACAUUGUGGCUGUCCACUCUACUCCACCUAUGGUGUGGCUGUCCACUCUACUCCACCUACAUUGUGGCUGUCCACUCUACUCCACCUACAUUGUGGCUGUCCACUCUACUCCACCUACAUUGUGGCUGUCCACUCUACUCCACCUAUGGUGUGACUGUCCAUACCACUAGUUAACACACUGCUAGACCAUGUUUGUUUGUUUUUUAUAUUUGUGUAUGUUUUAAUUUCAGAACAAAUUGAUCUAUUUACAGGUGUAUAUAGAAUAUAACUGCUGGUAUGUAAUUGUUAUCGUUAGUUCAGUGUCAUGUUAGUGGAUGCUAGUUAUCUGUUAUCAUAGUUCUAUGUGUGUAGUUAGAAAUGUAUGUCAGCUGUAUGUUAUUGUUAUGUACUAUAUGAUUGAUGGGAAAAAGCUAGGAUUAAAUUAAUCUAUACAU